Messenger RNA from Pyrenophora tritici-repentis Pt-1C-BFP, 279 nucleotides. Lineage: Eukaryota; Fungi; Ascomycota; Dothideomycetes; Pleosporales; Pleosporaceae. The record is from RefSeq and is a predicted model, not a curated record.
AUGUUCGACGUUGUUCUAAGCUCUGCUUAUACAUUCCUCAUUCGGCAAACGUGGCGCAACUACCGAUCCAGUCUGAUGAAUGCCGGUAUCGCUCAACUCCGAGGAUACAAGGGGACGCAUGUAUAUAAUGACAGAUGGGCGAUCACAAAAGCGGUUGUUUCUACUGUGCACGGACUUGGCGCUCAGGGAGGCACUUUGAGCAGAGAGUUCAUUUGGCUGGACGACCGGACCGCUUCGACCAUGAAAGUCUUCCAGAUGCUGAUCGGCGCCUUAUACUAG